Molecule: messenger RNA, 1673 nt
Organism: Dipodomys ordii (Ord's kangaroo rat)
Lineage: Eukaryota; Metazoa; Chordata; Mammalia; Rodentia; Heteromyidae
Gene: Htra3
Product: HtrA serine peptidase 3
Exons: 9
Coding region: 1-999 (332 amino acids)
Biological process (GO): proteolysis
Molecular function (GO): protein binding; serine-type endopeptidase activity
Source: RefSeq, a predicted model, not a curated record
AUGUUGGUCCAGCCCUGUGUAGGUCUCCACCAGUUGACCAGCCCCAGGUUCAAGUUCAACUUCAUCGCCGACGUCGUGGAGAAGAUUGCUCCGGCCGUGGUCCACAUCGACCUCUUCCUCAGACACCCGCUGUUUGGCAAUAACGCGCCACUGAGCAGUGGCUCGGGCUUCAUCAUGUCCGAGACCGGCUUGAUCGUCACCAACGCCCACGUGGUGUCCAGCGCCAACACUGUCUCGGGCCGGCAGCAGCUCAAGGUGCAGCUGCAGAGCGGGGACUCGUACGAGGCCAGCAUCAAGGACAUUGAUACGACGUCUGACAUCGCCACCAUUAAGAUCCACCCCAAGAAAAAGCUGCCCGUGUUGCUGCUGGGGCGCUCGGCCGACCUGCGGCCUGGAGAGUUCGUGGUGGCCAUCGGCAGCCCCUUCGCCCUGCAGAACACCGUGACCACCGGCAUCGUGAGCACCACGCAGCGGGACGGCAAGCAGCUGGGGCUCCACCACUCCGACAUGGACUACAUCCAGACGGACGCCAUCAUCAACUACGGGAACUCCGGGGGACCGCUGGUGAACCUGGACGGCGAGGUCAUCGGCAUCAAUACGCUCAAGGUCACAGCCGGCAUCUCCUUCGCCAUCCCGUCCGACCGCAUCGCGCGCUUCCUCGAAGAGUUCCAGGACAAGAGCGCCAAAGACUGGAAGAAGCGCUUCAUUGGCUUGCGGAUGAGAACCAUCACUCCGAGUUUGGUGGAAGAGCUGAAGGCCAGCAACCCCGACUUCCCAUCCGUCAGCAGCGGCAUUUAUGUGCAAGAGGUGGCCCCGAACUCACCUUCUCAGAGGGGAGGCAUCCAAGAUGGCGAUGUCAUCGUCAGAGUGAACGGGCGUGCUCUGUUGGACUCAAGCGAGCUGCAGGAGGCCGUGCUGACCGAGUCCCCGCUCCUGCUGGAGGUGCGGCGGGGGAACGAUGACCUGCUCUUCAACAUCUCUCCCGAAGUGGUGAUGUGACGCGGGGCCGCCUCCCGCCCGUGCCCGUCAUGGAGCCCGGGGUGCCACGGCUGCGGCCUCCCCAGGCUCAGGACGAAGGACCCCGGGGGUCCUCGGCGGGACCUCCUCCCUGGCCAGGGGCAGAGCAGAGGUUGGGCCCGGCCAGGGGUCUGCGUCUCCACCCGGCCCUAGUGCUGGUGCCAGUGCCGAUGAGGAACGCCCAGCGUCAGCCCCUGGUCCGACGCUCCUGGUGCUGCCGUUGCUGGGCCUCUAGAAAGUUCUGCAGUUCCCCUCGGGGCAUGACAGGGGCUGCCUGCCCAGCCUCCCAGAAUCUCUGAAGGACAGACCAUGUAGAGAAGAUCCCGUGAAGAGCGGGCCCUGCAGGCUGCUCUGGAGCAGGUGCCGGAGGCGCCCACACUGAGCCAGGCUUGUGCCCGCCAGCUGGCCGGCAGCCACGGGGAGCAGGGCCUCCUGCCCAGGUGACUGGGAGCUGCCCGGUGCCAAGACGGAGCCGUCAGCCCCUCCUCCACACAGCUGGGGUGCAGCAGCCACCCCAUCCCAGCCCCACUGCCAGAAGCCGCGGCCCUCCCGGGCACCUGCCCUCCGACAUGUUUCCAGGUGUAUUUAGGAGCUUGGCUGUAAGAUCACCUGCAGUGCUGCGUGUACUGUACGUUUGUCUACUGUGUGGAAUUAAA